Messenger RNA from Ostreobium quekettii, 1887 nucleotides. NCBI's taxonomy places the organism in Eukaryota, Viridiplantae, Chlorophyta, Ulvophyceae, Bryopsidales, Ostreobiaceae. The record is from the annotation of a GenBank genome assembly.
AUGCCGCCCCGCAUCGCACCGGCGGCCGCUGCGGGCGGUGGCGAUCAACAGGCACAACAACAGCAGCGACCGGCGCCCAACUUCCUGGCCACAGCGCUGCGCAUGGGCUUCCUCUGGUGGCUGUUCAGCUACAUGAGGGGCAGCCCGCCCAAGGCCAAGCCCGGGGAGCUCAUCUCGCCCAAGUGGGAUCCCGCCCAGCUGAUCGACGUCUACUUCUAUGUCCACGAGCAGGCCCAGCUGCCAAGAGACGUGUUGCAGAUGGACCCCGUGUGGGAGGUGCACGGCGUGGGGCUGUCCUCGCUGAGUCAGCAAUCCGCCAACGUUACGUACGAGCCCAAUGAGGACGUGAAGAACAACGGAACGGUGUUCCUGCACACGUUCUUGACGCACCAGGGGUGGUCCAUCUGCUGCGAAGGGGACCCCGACUUUGAUGAGAACAACGUGUACUGGGCGCGGCGGCAGCUGAACGCCUACCUGCCCCGUCCCAAGGAGGUGGCGGCAUUCAACCUGCUGACAGAGGUCCCCGGUGGGGCCAACCAACCCAAUGGGGGACCAGGCGAGGGGGAGGAUUCUGGCAAUGGGACGGAGAUCGUCAGCUUUUGGAAGCCGGAGAUGUCCGUGGCGGUGGUCCAGGAGUUCGGGGCGUACCCCAAGUCGAAGGUGCAGCCACACCAGAGGGCGCACAUGGUGCUGGACGUCGGCGGGCAGCACUACUACCCGCUAGUGUUCUUCAACGAGUUCUGGCUGCUGAGGGACAAGCUGGUGCAGAUCAACGGCAGCGUGGAGUCCCUACGGCUGGAGCUUACCCUGGGGCCCAUCACGCCCUGGAUGUUCCAGAUGUACUUUCAGAUGGACCAGUCCUUCGAGAUGCAGCAGGAGAUGGGCCUGGCGCAGGACACCGACCCUGAUGCCUUCAAGCGCAUCCUGCUGGAGGGGAACCCCAUCCUCCUGGGCGUCACGUUCGUUGUCACACUUCUGCACACUGUCUUCGACUUCCUGGCCUUCAAGAACGACAUUGGCUUCUGGAAGGACAACAAGUCGAUGGAGGGGCUGUCAGCCCGGACAGUGGUGAUCAACUGCGUGUGCCAGGCGGUGAUCUUUCUGUACCUGCUUGACAACGAGACCAGCUACGUUGUGAUACUGAGCUCCGGGGUGGGCAUGCUGAUCGAGUUCUGGAAAAUCACCAAGGCCAUGAAGGUGGAGGUGCAGUGGGUGUCUGUGGCUGGAACGCAGGUGCCAUGGCUGAAAUUCUUGGACAGGGACACUUACACCAGCAGCCAGACCAAGCGCUAUGAUCAGGAUGCCACUCGGUACCUGAGCUAUGCACUGUAUCCAUUGGUGGGGGGCUACACGGUCUACACCCUAAUAUACGAGAAGCACAAGAGCUGGUACUCCUGGAUCCUCAGCUCCUUUGUGGGGGCCGUGUACACUUUCGGCUUCAUACUGAUGUGUCCCCAGUUGUACCUGAACUACAAGCUGCGGUCCGUGGCCCACCUGCCUUGGCGGCAGCUCACCUACAAGUUCCUCAAUACGAUUAUCGAUGACUUGUUCGCGUUUGCGAUCAAGAUGCCCCUGCUGCACCGGCUGUCCGUGUUCCGCGACGAUGUUGUGUUCCUGGUGUUCUUGUAUCAAUGGUGGCUGUAUGGAGUGGACAAGACCCGCGCUAACGAGUUUGGAUUCUCCACUGAGAAGCCAGAAGAGCCCCAGUCAGGCGUUGAUCGGAUCGGCGACGGUGCUGUCCAAGGGGCUGAGGCUGUUGGGGAGGAAGAACCAAAAGAUGGGGCCCGGCGCAGAAGAAGGAAACAAGUGGAGGGCAACGGGCCAGGGCAAACAGGGGGUGAGCAAACAGCAGUUGAUGCCGAUUCUGGAGGCAAAAAAGGGCAGUAA